Messenger RNA from Coccinella septempunctata (seven-spotted ladybird), 2835 nucleotides. RefSeq names its product protein inturned. Gene Ontology annotation, biological process: establishment of planar polarity; cilium assembly; nervous system development. Gene Ontology annotation, cellular component: cytoplasm; cilium. Gene Ontology annotation, molecular function: protein binding. Lineage: Eukaryota; Metazoa; Arthropoda; Insecta; Coleoptera; Coccinellidae. The record is from RefSeq and is a predicted model, not a curated record. The transcript is spliced from 10 exons. Bases 45 to 2693 code for a protein of 882 amino acids.
GUUAAUCUUUCACCAUAAAUAAGAAAUAAGGUUCCAAUUCAAAAAUGACCGACAUUAAAGAGUUUGAAAACCACCAAGAAGAUGAUUUGAGUUCAGAAGAGGAAUGGUCGGAAUCAAGUUCCUAUUAUUCAGAUUCUGAUAGUAGUUCAAUUCCUGAUUGGGAUUCUUCAGUCGAUGAAAAGACAGGAGAGGUUUUAUAUAUAGAAUGCCACCCUUUCGUUACGCAAAACAUAAAAGAUGACUCCGCUAACCAGAAUAAUACUUUCGUGAGAAACAAAUCGAGACGUAGUACACGAGGAAAAUUUCUGAGAUUAUUGAGGAGACGUGAAAGUAAAAGAUACAGCAAACGGAAUACUAGAGUGCAAGAACAAGAGUCUCAUACGUCAAACAAAGUGAAAUUUCAAGACUUUCAACAAGGGGAGGAAAGAGAAGUACUGCUGACAGUGCGUAAUGAACGGAAUAUCAUAUCAACUGAAGCUCUCUUCGGAAUAAAUGUCAGUACCUUAUCGGAUGGUUUAAGAUUGAUGGUUGCCGGAUUUUCCAACGAUAGUAGUGCAAAAUAUGAUAAGAAUAUAAAAAUUGGGGAUUGGCUGAAAAGUGUGAAUGGUAUUGAAGUAGAUUGUCAUAACAUUGUUUCAGUAUUACAGCAGAUUUCAGGUCAAAAAGAAGUUUUGAUUAAGUUACAAAGAGUGGCAGGGGUUGAAAUUACCAAAGACCCUCCAAUAAAUGUGCUGAACAAUCAAUCUCCAUUCGUAAGGCAACUCAUUUCAUUCAGUGCAGAGGAAAAUGAGAAAAUUCAAGAAAUAUUAUGUGGAUUUCCAGUUGGAUUGAUUUAUUUGGAUACACAGAGUUUAGAUGAAUCAGCGCCAGAGUAUCAGAAUGUGAUAUAUUGCUAUCCACGACCUCUGCAAAAAAGCAUUCUGUGUUGCUCCAAGGGCAUAUUCAUAACCUUAAAUCAUUUACUGAAGGAUAUCACGAAGGCUAAUACUAAGAUAACCUCAUUUACAUACAAUAAGAUGUUAUGUUACACUAGUUAUUUUCAUCUUGACCAACAUCUGUUACUGUUGAUGUUACCCGAGACCUGUGCCAAACUGAACGAAAUCGAAUUGAUCACAUCAGAAAUCGUCAGAAUGUUUACAUUCACAUACGACACUCUAGAUAAUUGUUUCAACGAUGAUAAUCUCCAUCACGUGGAUCAUAUCCUUUCCAUGUUUUUCGUUAGAAUGCUAAACGGUGGAAUAUGGCCUGGGGAACUUAAAGUACCGGAAAAUCACGAGAAUAUCCCAGAGAACGAUUAUGUCUUCGAGGAUAUUCUGCCAGCCGUUCAUAGCGUCGAUUUACCGAACGAGGCGAUGGUUCAGGUGGAAGAUGCCUUGACGGAAUUGGAGUCUUGCGAUUAUAGGGAAUGGAACGAGGAGCCUUUGGAUUGUCAAAGAAUCUUUACUGUACUCGGUAGUGCAUGGUAUCAUGCCGGUUAUUUAAUGGCUUCCCAUUUUAUACAUGAGGACCUUGUUGAUAUCCAUUCCUUUUGUAAGCACCAAGGUAUACUCCAUCUGUCUAAGACCGAACCAGUUAAGACGCUUAUAUUGUGGAGGGAAGUCUUUCCGAGUUCUUGUAGAGACCUAGACGAUCCACUGUUCAAUAUACCGCAAGCAAGGAGGCAUUUACUAAUCGUGGGUACCAAGAAUGACAUAUUGGUUGUCAUCAUGGAAGCUGGAGGUUGCACAGAAGCUCCAGAAGAAAACGCGGCGCCCGAACCAUUUUAUGUGGAAGAGGUUCAAGCCACGCUGUCCCAUAUUCAAGAAUUAGGGAUACCGGAAUUGGCUGACCGUUUCUUGAACAUGAACCCGGGACCCCAAGUCACCCUACCGAUGGCCCCAAGUAAUAAGAAAAAGCUCGACGUCCUCAACUUUGUGAAACCGCAACCCUCACAUUCGAGGGACUCGUACUUGACCAGUAAAAAGCAAGAAGUGACUUCGAUAUUGAAGAAAAGGGGAAACGAUCAAUCUCAAGUGUACACUGCUCAUUCUCUGCUGGAGGAUACUUACGACGUUUGUUCGGAAGAUAGCGGCAGUCAAGGUUGCGGCAGCGAAUUCAGCGACGAUCAGAGAGCGCAAAGACGACAUAGAUACGAUUCGAACAGCGAAGAAUCGGACAGUGAAGAAAAUGCAGACGGCAGCCAGAUGAGUUCUAACAGUUUCGACGUGGCUGAAAUGAAACAGAUGCUCCUGGCCGAAACUGAGGGUAUACAGCCGAUUCAAAUUACGGCCGGUCCCGUAAACGUUCUGUACCAUUUCGUGCAGUUCGACAAACUUGAAGGAAUACUCAUCAGCCCCCCUGAGUGUGCUGUGGAAUCGCCAACUAGAAAUGUCGUUAUUUCUAACUUCAGAAGGUGCUGUCAGGCCAUGCAUAACCUCUUCCAGAACACCAUCAGAUUCAAGAAUAUGCCGAAUCAAGAAAUGACCAAAACGGCAAUGAAUAAGAGUUUGAUUGCGGUCAAAGAACAGGGAGCCAUGUUCGAAUGCCCCGCUCUUGACGAUAGAGAGUCGAAAAAAAUUAAGAUAUGUUAUUGGAUUGUCGGGAGGUUAUUUUUCACUCCGCAUGUGAGGGAAAUGUACGUCUGCUACAACGAUUUGGUUCCCCAAAACAUGAUCGAAUUGGCUUUUAAGCUCAACCUGGGUUUCGGAGAGUAACGUUCACCAUGAAUACGAUAAUCUGUAGUCCUAAAGCCUGCGAACCACUCGUCUUAACCAAAAUGUGCAAUGAUAUGAAUGAGUAAUGAUAUAGCAUAUUUUUGUAAGAACUAUAUAGUUAAAAUUAUAUUUUUUCAAUUAA